UCCCGUCAGUCCGCCUCCGUCCCCGCUCUCUCGUGCACGCGCCCCUCCGCAACCCGAAAGUCCCUUCGUCUUCUUCGUCGGGUUAUUUUCGGCACCGCACCCAGCUCACCCCCCUCCACCCCCCUCGACCACUGUCGCAACCGCGGUGCUCCCCGCAAUUUUUUCGACCAAGCAAAGCCCGCCGGAAUUUUUUUUAAAUUUUCUUGUGGUACCUUAACUACGUAACACCCCCUUCCCCCCCCCCAAGCCGAAAUUUUCAUACUCGAUCCGCACGUAAAUAAUGUACCGCUUCUUCGUCAUGGAGUUGGUGUUGUUCCGCCGCUAGUCAGCCCCCCUCGACGGAUUUUGAAUGAAAAAUGGAAAAAGAUUGUGGCAAAAAUUGCGUCAGGCCAUCACCAAAAACGAAGCUGGCGAAGAGGACAGCGAUGAGGACAUGAUCACGGACUAUUUGAUGAUGGCCGAUCCGCGAGUGGAGGCCGCGAACAAAGAAGCGAGCUCCAGGUCCGGUCCCAGCCCCCUGGUCCCCAUCAUCAGCGUCACCCCCCACUCUCCCGCCGGAAAACAUUACCCCAUACUAGAAGACAAUAUACAGCAGCUCCAUGACAUCCAUGAAAGUAUCCAACGUAUGCGUGAUGUUAGCGCUCUCAUGCUCAACCAACAGCAGCAAAAUUCCAGAUUAUUUGCAUCUUGUCCAUCACUUAACGACGGGCAAGAUUCCACUGAUCCUGAUCUCCUAUCUAGACUUCAGUCUCCUCCAAAUCAACCGUCACAACCAAAGCUUUCUCUCAAUGCUCCAGCCUACUCAGACUCACUACGGCAAAAAAGAGGUUCGGGGGAUUGGUUAAUGUGUGAAGUUCAACGGAGAAGUAGCUGGGCUGCCUUAGACGACCUUACAAAUUGUGAUAAGGGCAGGAAAGUAGAUAAACAUAGAAGUGUAAGUUCUAGUAGUUUAGAAUCAGAAUUGGACGACCCCAUAAUGGAUAGCACUGCAAAUUUACUGAGUACAGAUAGUGCCUCGCCAGUAAAAAUAAUUCAAAGGCGAAAAUCCAGCACUGGAGCCUCUGUUAAUGUCAGGCGCUCAGUUUGUCCAGGAGGCACCUCUUCAACCCAUUCCCUAAAUGAAGCAGACCUACAGAGUGAUUUUAACAAAAUAAUUGCCAAGCACAGAGCUGAAUCUAGGUUGCAAGCAAGACUCCCUUUGCAGAAAUCAGUAUCCACCCCUUCUAUUUUGGCAGUUCGUGACAUUGCUCAAAUCCGGAAUGAAGUCGGAACCAACAAUGCCAACAUCAACAAUUUAACCAUUGGAGUUCCAACUGAGAGUGAAACGGAGGAAGAAAUGUUAGCAGCACUGAUUGAUCCAAGCAAGCAUCGCACCUCCUUCCAGCUUUUAUUUGCCGACACCGCUUAUGAUGAACAUUCAGAAAAACGUAGGAAAAGAGGAAGCUUGUUCUUCAGGAAGAAAAAGGACAAAUUAAAAAAAUCACCUCAUCAGUGGGUUUCAGUCUGUUAUGGUAGUUCAAAUCACAUUCAAAACUGUGACUGGUGUUCAAAACCUAUCACGAACAAAUCAGCUAUUUUUUGCGAAAAUUGUUUGGUUACUGUUCAUCAAAGUUCCUGCAAAGACCAUAUUGUAGAUUGCAAUAAACAGAAAUUAUCUAAGAGCAUAUCAAAGCCAUCAGCAGUCAGUUUAUCUUCAUUUAGUAAAAGCUCAGGGAAGACAAGAAGUGGAAGUCCAUCGCACGGACAAUCAAGUUCACCUAGCAGGAGGACGUACCUCUGCUACUCUCCUUGGAGAAGAGUUGCCACCAAACUCGGUGUCAAUCAAAUUAUAGGUGACGAUAAAGAGUUUUUCUUUGGUCAUCAUCAGCUUGAUGGAUCCAGUUUUACUGAUGCUGACCCUUUAAUUCCUUUUGAAUUCAUAAACGAAGGGCAUAUUACUGCAAAUGACCUAGAGACUGAUCCUUUUCUUGGUCUUCAAGAUGAAGAGCCUGAUUCAUGGACUCCUACUGCAGGGAAAGAGGUACUGAAAAAAUUAAAAGAAAAGGAAAUCAAACGGCAAGAACAUAUUUACGAAUUCAUCCUAACUGAGAAACAUCACUGCCUGACGCUCAGAGUUAUGCAAAAAGUCUUCAUGGAUGGGUUGCAUAAAUAUUUUAAAUGGACAGAUCAAUAUAUCGGAAAGAUGUUUCCUCGGCUAGCAGACCUAACAAACAUUCAUUUAAAAUUUUUGCAUCAGCUGAGAGAAAGACAAAAGAAAAACCCUGUCAUUGAAUCUAUUGGUGAUAUUCUGCUAGAACAAUUUUCUGGUUUAGGUGCUCAACAAUUGAAAGAUGCGUACGGAGAAUUCUGUUCCAGACAUCGUGAUGCUGUUGAUAUGUAUAAGUUUUAUUUACAACGAGAUAGACAAUUUGCUGAAUUUGUCAAACAUUGUCAGGCAAAUCCUCUUUUGAAGAAAAAAGGUAUUCCUGAGUGUAUCCUCUUCGUCACGCAAAGGCUCACAAAGUAUCCAUUGUUGAUUGAACCUUUGAUUAAAACCUCCAAGGAAAACAAGGAAGAGCAUGAAAAACUAGCCAGAGCCUUAGCUCUUGUCAAGGAAAUCCUAGUGGAAGUCGAUGAAAAAGUGGCAGAAAAAGAGAAGGAGGAUAGGAAAUUAGAAAUUUACAAUAAAAUUGAUGUUAAAUCUUUCACCAUGUACCGCGGCCUUAAAUUUAGAAAAUCUGAUAUCCUCUCAGACAAUCGUAAACUAAGGUUUGAAGGUGUUACAAUGUUAAUGCAGGGAAGAAGCAAGAUGCAAUAUGUUCUCAUGAUCGUAUUAUCCGACAUCUUGUUGUUUUUAUCAGAAAAUAACAAUAAGUACACUUUUUUUACUCCUGACAAUAAGGCGGGUGUAGUCUCUCUUCAAAAACUUCUAGUCCGGGAAAAAGCUGGUACUGACUCCCGUGGUAUCUACUUGAUAUCAUCAAAUCCUGCUGAACCUGAAAUGUUUGAAUUGAAAGUUCAUAAACCAAAGGAUAAACGAGUUUGGGUUGAAGCCAUUAGAUCUGCUGUUCAAAAUUGUCCAUUAGAUGACGACGAAGAUAGAGCAUCCAUGACUGCUGAGCAAAGGCAAAAACAGAUGGACGCCAGUCAAGCUCAAAUAAAACAGAUUACAGAUUUAGGAUUUCGAGGAAUUCUACGGCAAAAAGAUGUAGAACAAGCCUUAAUCCUUGAAGAAAAAAUGGCUUUGCAGUUGAAGUUAUUGGCAGCUUCAGGAAUUACCAACCUACCAAACCCACCCUCUUAUUCCCACCUGGUGGCUGAGGAACAUGACACCCAGAAAAUGUGGCAGGAAGUCGCUUCAAUCGUUCAGGAGCAGUUAGCAUGGAACAAUUCAGAUUCUGGGUCUGUGCAUGAAAAUCAGCCAGCGCUUUCAGUCACGGAUGGCCUUUCUACCACAGAACAAAUCGAUUUAAUCAAAAGCUCAAACCGAGCCUUGCAAACAAUAGGUCAAGAGCACCAGUUGGCUGCCAUGCAGCUAUCGCAUCACAUUUACACACUGUCCUGCGUUAUCGCUCAGCAAAUGACGACAAUAGAUAGUCUUCAAGCUCAGUUGUCUGCUUACAAAUCACAGUUCAACCUCGAAGAUUGUGGAACUUUUGUUGGAGUAGGACUUAAAGAAAGGAAAUCUGUUUAUCGACCCAAUCAGCAGCUAGAGGAAUUAAGAAAUUUGCAAGAUCGGCUGACGCAUGAAAAAGAAGUGUGGCAGAGAGAGAAAGAAUCUGAAGAAAAAUACCUGAAGGAAAAGAAAGAGGAGCUAGAUAGACGUUCGGAGGAGCUUGAUAUGAAACAAAAAGACAUAGCAGCGCAAAGAGACCAACUCUAUCGAAAGCUUCAAGUUUUUGAAUCAAAAGGUCUUCUGAUAAGUCCAAACCUACCUGUAGUUGCUUCGCCAACAUCAGCUCCACCCACCUCAACGAACCCAUUUUCUAGCGAAUUCAGCGGAGCUGUGUCAGAGCCGCCGCCAGUCAACCUCAACCCCUCACCUACUGACCCGCCAAAACGGAAGGCAGACUCAAUCAAGUGGAAACAGCAGCACCCGGCAAAGGCGAGCACUCUGCCAAUAAACCUCCUCAGUGCAACUAACCAGCAAAAAGUUGCAACCAAUGUUCACGUCAAGCAGCAGCUCCCGUUGAAGCUCGCAUCAAAACUGGAGUCAAAUAUGGGUACAAAUCAUGACAAGCGACCUAAACUAAAGGACUCUAAACUUUUUGACCCACCCAAAACUAAAGUACCCUCAGCACCAGGUGGUCAUCAGAGACUUGGCUCAGAAAGUUUGAGCCCCCCAGACCACGCGCCUACCCAUUCUAGGACUGGCUCUAGCCCUGCACUCAUGCAAAAUGUUGAGACACAUUUCAAUUACAUUUAAAGCAAGCAAUUUGUGGAAGCAGCCUAGUCUCUGAUGCCCUAUCUCGGAAGCAAUAAGUUCAACUGUAUCCUGCGCAGUUAUAUUUACUGUCCUCCCACAAUGGUUUAAACUUCCUUUUGCAGGAGAAACUGAAUGGAUGACAAAUCCCAGUCACCCACAAAGAAAUCCUGUUUUUCAUUCUUGUUUUCAAUCGAUUUUUAUUGGUUAAGUCUGCAUUUAUUACCGUACAAAAUGUUUAUUUUUGUAAAUUAUUUAUCAAAUAGAAGGAGGUGUCGAAGGAUAGACGAAAAUUUUAAAUGUCCUACUAAAUCGUUUCAGGAUUGUUUGUUCAAUCAGAAAUCUGUAUUAUCAAAGCUUAUUUCACUAAGCGAGUACGAUGAAUAAAGCCAUUCCAUGUGAUUGUGAUACAUUUUAAAUAACUACUCUGGUAAUGUUCUUCAUGUUGGUGGAAAUUGACUUUUUUUUAUCAUUAGGUUUUUCUAAUUCUUUUCCCCUUUUCCUUUUGUUGAGAGACUGCAGUAGUUGAUUUCGUAGUUGAUAAUGGAGUACCUAUCAGUAUCAUGGAUGUUUUAAUCAACAUUUUUUCUCUAUUAGAAUUCCUAGAUCUCUUUUUUCUAUCUCUCAAAACUGAAGCUUUGACUCUAUUUUAAAAAGUUGUGGUUAGUACAUAACAGGAUUAUUUUAAUUGAGUUUUUGGAAGUUGAUGACACGGAUAAAGCAAAUUUUUGCAUUCAAAAGUGAGCAACAUUAUUUAAUGAUUUUGUACCUUGAAGGUAGAAGAGAGUUGGAGUUAAUUCUUUGCCUUGAGCCUGAGUUAGUGGCUACGUCACAGUAUUAUAUUGCAGUUUCGAUAAUUCAAAUGUAAACAGACACCCAACGUUUUCAUAUUCAGGCCAUAGUAGGAAAAUUUGGACAGGUGUUCCUUGCAAUCAGAAAUUUUUGUGUAAGAUGCGUCGAUAAUUGCUUUGCUUCGAGUCAAUGAAAAACUUAAUGAAUUUAUACAAUUAUUUUGCACAGAAUUUUAAUCGGAAAUUAUGUUUUUUUUUUUUUUUUUUUUUUUUUUUUUUUUUUUUUUUUGAGCCAUUGAAAAUUAUUGCUAAUCGAUUUGUCAAAUAUCGCAAGAAUUACACAGCCCUUAAAUCAGUCUGUUAGUAGCAUCAGCUUGGUUUUUCUUACUAGUUGCACUAGUUCAGUUUUAUAUACCUUUGUCCCAACACCUGAUGGCAAUUUAUUUUAUCAUUUGCAAAAAUUGGACCCUCCUCCAAAGUGUGAACUUAACUAUAUUGUAAGAGAAUAACAAAAUUUUAGAAUAUUACACUUUCUUGUUUCAAGGAGGAGCCUUCUUUCAUCCUAAUUCUAUGAAGGCAGCUUGAAAUAAGAAAGUGUAUUCUUUAUGACAGUGAGUAUUUGUGUCAAGUCUUUCAAACUUUUGAAUUUCUCUGCAAAGUAUUUUUAGCGGCAGAUUGUUCCUCUGCUUUUGUGCUCUUUCCAAGGAGUUUUCAUACAAUACCAAUGGCAGAUUAAUGUAAGUCAGUAUUAUUUUAAUGGGCGCUUACGUCUUUAUUCCAUUUUGUUUCAAUUUUAAUUUAAGAUUAAAUUUUUUCCCCCUCCUACCUUGUUCCUAAUAAAAUCGAUAAUUCCAUCACGAAAAAUAUUGUCAGAAAAAGUUUUGCAUCACUAAAAUUUAGUCACUAUAUUUUGAUUCAUGAUCUAUAAGGUGUAUAGAUCGAACAAGUGUUUCACUUUUUUUCAAAAUAAGGAGAGCAGUUUACGAGCUCAUUGUAAUCCCAGUACUAUUUGAGGUCAACAAAAAUUACUGAUUUUAAAGCAGCAAGACAAAUAUGAAAUUUUAUUUGAAAUAUUUCAAAUUUUGCCUUUUUCCUAAUUAUUUUUUUUGGGGGUUGAAUAUUCUCACAGUAAUUUUCGUGUAACACUUUUAAACCAUGAAUAUUCUAAUCAAGAAGAAUCAAAGUUGUUGUCAAUUACUUAAGUUUUGAAAAAAGCGUUCAUCUUUUCUUUAAUGUAGGUUGAUCAGGAAAGUGGUCAGAAUUAAAAUUUUCCGUCAAUUAUCUUACGGUAUAAGGGUGAUUGACCAUUGCUUAUUGAUAUGAAAUAAAAACUUCUUGUUUCCAACACUUAUAAAUUUUAUGUAUAAUAGAGUACUUCAGUUUUUGAUUAUUAAAGAGUAAAUUAUAUGCUAGUGAACAUCACAUGUGGUCAUCAGUGGUGGAUUUCAAUGCAGCUAAUAAAUUUUUAACUGUUAAAAAAUUAUCUUGAAUUUUUGUUUUUUAAAAGAAAGAUUGAGGAGAAAAAGAUGACCGCAUGUAAGGAACACAUAGUUUUGGAAGUCGCUCUCUUAACUUAUUGAUCUAAAUUUGUUUUUUAAGCCAAUACUCAAUGGCCACCUGAUUGAAAAAUUUCCAUAAUUACCUACCUAUUGAAUCAGAAUCAUCUUAUGCAUUCGUUCAGAAUGUCAGUUCCCCUCUUUAAGAUGGGCACGCAAUUAUUGACUUUUUUUUUUUUUUUAAAUGGAGUUUGGACUGAUAGGUUUGUUGUAGUCAAAUCAGCAUUGAAUUUGACACCAAUGUGAUUGAAAUCCAUGGUGACUUAGCACACAAAGGAAAAAAAUUAAUCAAUAGAUUUGCUCUAGGCAAUGAUUCCUGGAACAGAAUCACUUGAAAUGAUCCAGAAAAUUUUUGUGAAAUGAAGGCUAUUGAAUUUUCAAGGCUCAUUGACAGGUUCCUCAGGUAAAUGGACUACAGUAAUUUUGCUCGAAAGUGAUUCGGUUUUACUAUCCCAAAUUUCUUUAUGAUUUUUCAUUACAACCUUCUUGCAACCUAGGGUCAUAGCUAAUUCAUUUUUGUAAUCUCUCUAUUUUGUUGUAAAUACUAGUUUCAUAUUUCGUUUUUCCAAGAGAUAAAAUGAACUGAAUGCCCUUUUGACUACAACAAGUCUAAUUUUCAAGCUAUCUCUCUUAUGUUCAAACGAUUUUUUAUCAUGUAAAGUCCCCGCAUUUGAACCCCAAAUCAUGUAGCCAGAAGUAGGUCUCUAAAAAUUUCUGUGACAAUUGUUGACUUUUUUAGUUGAGAAAAGAUUAAUCCUUUUCCAGAAAUAUUUAGCAAGUAGGUAUUUGUACCUAUAUCAACCAUAUUAAACGAAUGAAUUUGGAAACUAACAAUUAAAAAUAACCAAACACUUGUGAACAAGAAAUGUAGCAUUUAAAUUGAGCUGUUAGCUCUCCAGUUCCUUGUUAUUGUUCUCCUGUUUGGAUUCAUUGAUUUUAAUAGAAAUUGUUCAGCAUUUAAUUUAUUUUAUUGGAGGUAGUUUUUAAAAAGGUUGUACGUAAUUGCUUGUACGUGAAAUGCAAUUAUGCUGUGCUUUCAGAUUCUGAAAAGACAGUGCUCUAAAUUUGUUACUUUCAAGUUGUUAUUUAUAUGUAUAAAGUCGAGUAUUUAAAAAUUAUUUUUUAUCUGUAUCAUUUAAAAUAAAUAAAGACAAUGUUUAUCUUAUUUUA
Molecule: messenger RNA, 7919 nt
Organism: Bemisia tabaci
Lineage: Eukaryota; Metazoa; Arthropoda; Insecta; Hemiptera; Aleyrodidae
Gene: cyst
Product: rho guanine nucleotide exchange factor 18 cysts
Biological process (GO): regulation of Rho protein signal transduction
Molecular function (GO): guanyl-nucleotide exchange factor activity
Source: RefSeq, a predicted model, not a curated record